AAGGACUAGCUUUUGUAUUUCCAUGUCCAUCCCAAGUGAAAAUAUCCCACUCGAUAGUAUUAUCUAUACAAACCGAAUACCAGGUGAACUUUGUUUAUAUGACGAACAUAAACACUUGGCUGCUUUUGUUGCUUAUCCAGGAAGUAAAGCCUUGGUCAUAUUCAUAGCAGGUCUUACCGAUGGCUUAUUUUCUCCUCGCUAUUGGGGUCCCAUGGCAAAAGCUCUCCACUCUCAAGGUUUUACUUGUGUACAACCCAUCUUGAGUUCUUCCUAUCACGGUUUUGGUACGAGUUCACUCGAUCAAGACGUGAUGGAAUUGGAUACUUUGAUAGACUUCUUAUCACAACACUAUGAACCCAGCUGUAUCUUUUUAAUAGGUCAUUCCACAGGUUGUCAAGAUGCAGUGACAUUCUUUCGCAAAGGUAGAAAUGCUACUCUCAUUCGAGGAAUAGUAUUACAAGCUCCUGUCAGCGAUAGAGACUUUCUUCAGUCAUUACCUGAUGCUCAAGAAAGGCUAGAAAAAGCAAGAACCAUUUAUGCAACACAAGGACCAGAAACAUUAUUGAAUGGAAAAUUAUUUACGACUGUAUUUCCAGUAUUAACUGCUCGACGGUUUUUAUCUUUGGCUGAACGUUUAGGUGAUGAUGAUAUGUUCUCUUAUGACUUGACCGAUGAUGAACUGGAUUCUCGUCUACGUCAUAUGAGAAAUGUGCCUACUUUGGCCCUUUUUUGUGAAAAGGAUGAAGCAAUUCCUAAUCAUAUUUCUUAUCCAGAACUAGCCAAAAGAUUAUGUAACGUAAUGGGAGCAACCAGUUAUAUGUUAUCCAAUGCCAAUCAUGCUAUCAACAACAGCGAACAGUGUAUUCGAGAUUUUAUUGAACAAGUCGUACAUUUUAUCCACAAGGUUUAUUCUUCUACGAGUGAAUAAUAGGAAUGGACGUGAUUGGCCCUAGAAAUAUGUGUUUGUGUGCAUUUGUUUGUUUGUUUUGUGAAAAAGAUAAAAGAGAGACAAAAAUAUAUAUUUUUGUGAUUUC
This is a messenger RNA of Galdieria sulphuraria, 1034 nucleotides long. RefSeq lists its product as uncharacterized. NCBI's taxonomy places the organism in Eukaryota, Rhodophyta, Bangiophyceae, Galdieriales, Galdieriaceae. The record is from RefSeq and is a predicted model, not a curated record. Bases 23 to 928 code for a protein of 301 amino acids. The transcript has 5 exons.